This is a messenger RNA of Acaromyces ingoldii, 2340 nucleotides long. Its product is annotated as beta-glucan synthesis-associated. The record is from RefSeq and is a predicted model, not a curated record. Bases 235 to 2139 code for a protein of 634 amino acids. Gene Ontology annotation, molecular function: glucosidase activity. The transcript has 7 exons. Lineage: Eukaryota; Fungi; Basidiomycota; Exobasidiomycetes; Exobasidiales; Cryptobasidiaceae. Gene Ontology annotation, biological process: fungal-type cell wall organization; (1->6)-beta-D-glucan biosynthetic process. Gene Ontology annotation, cellular component: plasma membrane; endoplasmic reticulum membrane.
UCUAUUCUCGGUCUCCAUGAUGGAUGUACAGCACGUCCUGGGUGGGCACAAAGGGGUUUUGUUUAGCCUUUCGGGACUUGGCACCGCCGCACAUGUGACGAUUCGAUCUCCUAGUCGUGCAGACAGAAUCCUGCUGACUGCUUGAGUUUGACGUCGUCAUGCCCCUCUCGGCUGAAAAGAGCUUGUCUCUCAAACAUCAACUGGGCCCGUCGUAAGGUGCAACCAUCACCCACCAUGCCUUCCUCUCGAGGUCAUCGCUUUGUGCCCAUUCCUUCCUCUGCUUCGCCUUCGUCGUCUCCUGCACGGUCUCAUGUCUCCUUGUAUCCUUCCCCACAGCAUCGCAGUCCCUCUGUUCCCAGAUAUGUACCGGGUAAAUUCUCGUCAGCCAAGGCUGCGAGCCACCACCACGCAACAGCCUCCUACCGUUCGACCUCUGGUGGCAACCUGUCGUCGUCGGACAACUCCCACUCGGGCUCCUUUGCCUCGGUUGAAAAGUUUGGCACGGUGGACAACUUUGCAGUCUGGAGGGAUGCCGCCAGAGAACCCGAGCCAGACGACUAUCUGCACGAACCGGACCCGAGCCGUGAGCGUCGUGGCGAUUCGACGGGCACCAUCUUCACCAGGCGUGGCUUGAUGAAUGUGGGAAGCCUCCUAUGCCUGACCGCAUCCCUUUUGAUGGUCUUUGCCGGCUACCCGAUUCUGGUCUUUCUAUUGAAGAAGGAGACGGGCACGGCAGGAGGCUUCAAUCUCGGUGGAACCAACGCGAGCGGCCAGGUGCCACAACUACCAGGCUUGAGGACUGAUGUCAUCGACGCAGACACACCUGUCGAGGCUCGCACUCGCACGAGUCUCGAUGGUAAAAAGAUGAGGCUCGUCUUCAGCGACGAAUUCAAUCAGGAUGGAAGGAGCUUCUACCCCGGCGAUGAUCCUUUCUGGGAGGCGGUGAAUCUCCACUACUGGGGCACCGGAAACUUCGAAUGGUAUGAUCCGGCAGCGGUCACGACAAAGGAUGGCAAUCUGGUCAUCACGCUCACCGAAUCUCCUGGCCACAAUUUAAACUUCCGCGGCGGCAUGGUGUCCACCUGGAACAAAUUUUGCUUCACUGGCGGAUACAUCGAGGUCCGUGUCGUCCUCCCUGGCGCCCCAGAUGUCUCCGGGCUCUGGCCAGCGGCUUGGACGAUGGGCAACUUGGGAAGGGCCGGCUACGGAGCGACGACGGAUGGCAUGUGGCCCUACUCCUACGACAGCUGCGAUGUGGGCACGAUGCCCAAUCAGACGUACCUGGCCAGUCAGGGUGGUGGUCCGGUAGCUGCAGAGACGACUGGUGUCUUUGUCGAUCAGUAUGGCCCGGGGCUCAGCUACCUGCCUGGCCAACGUCUGAGCCGCUGCACUUGCCGUGACAGCACCGAGCAUCCAGGGCCCCGCCAUUCGGAUGGCUCCUUCGUCGGCCGUUCGGCGCCGGAGAUCGACAUCAUCGAAGCACAGGCUGCAAACAGGAGGGGUGCGCGAGGCCACGUCUCCAUGUCGCUGCAGCUCGCUCCCUUUGACACAGGCUAUAAUCUCACGACCGAGCCCGGCGCUUACGAGUUUUUCGACACGAACAAUGCCGAGCUCAACUCUUACACCGGCUCCGUCUACCAGCAGGCGGCCUCCGGACUUGUAUACACAAAGAAUAGCAACUACAUGGAGACCAGCGCGGAGUUUGACACGUAUGGCUUCGAAUACAAGGUGGGCAAGGAACCAGACUCGCACAUUACCUGGACCGUCGGCGGUGAGCCGCAGUGGAGGAUGAAUGCCAAGGCCCUGCAGGCCGAUCCGGCCACCGAGAUCGGCCAGCGCCUCGUCCCUCCCGAGCCCAUGUAUGUGCUCCUGAAUCUGGGCAUCUCGUCCUCAUUCUCAUACGUCAAUUUCGACGAGCUCAAGUUCCCCGCGACAUACCUCGUCGACUACGUUCGGAUCUGGCAGCCCGAAGACGAGAUCAACAUCGGAUGUGAUCCCCCUGGCUUCCCCACCAAAGAUUACAUUGAUUCGCACUACGAAGCGUACCAUAAUCCCAACCUGACCAUCUGGACCGGCGACGAAACGGUCGGAGGCUACGGCCAACCCAUGCCAGGAAACAGCUUGAAGGGCGAAUGUUGAAACACGCGCCCCUCAUGGACAAUUUUGUUGAUGUAUCCCUCUCCCUUACCACCUCUUUUACGGUUCCCUCUUCCUCAGAAUCGCACUCCGUGUCUUUCUACACAAUCAACAUCCAGCACAGCACUUGUCCAAAGAAGAACCUAUUUCGGACUCCAUAUUAGCACUAGAUAAAAUAGAUGAUUAAGACAGAUGGAAUGACGA